AUGUUCUCAGGCCAUUUCCCGCAGUCACCCGGAACUGAUGCUGGAGGCGGAGGUGGAUUCUGCGACAAGCGGCGACGACUACCAUUCGCGGCUCCAUCAACUAUUGAACGAACUGCACGCGAUGCACCCAUGAAUCUUAUCCAAGAGAUCCGACAGAAUAUCACAUUACAUGAACAACCAUCGACCAGCGAUGAUAGCACUGAAGAUAUUAUCAUCAACGGUAUAGUUUCCGAGGAACUUGCUAUCGUGCUUCUGAAAGGAUUCUCGAAAUUAUCCAACCGCUGGUUAUUCAUGAGUACAGACCCCGUCCAGCUACGCACCAAAUCGCCGCUCCUGUUUGGUACCUGUAUUUUGGCAGGUCUCCAUAUCACCCCCUCCUUGUAUGGGUCAUCAACACAUCAAGCUUUGUAUCGCCAUAUUCACGGACUGCUGGGCCAGGCACAUCUUUCUUCCACUGCCUCGCUCGACACAAUACAAUCUAUGUUGAUUUUCUCCAUGUGGGACCUGCGCCCAACUUUGGGCCCUGAUCACGGUACCUCGUGGCUUCUCAGUGGCACGGCGGCUAUGCGGGUGAUCAUGACUACUUCGUUUGGGCAGCUUCCAAAGACAAGCGACGCCGAUAGAAGCGAACGAGCCAGAGCACAAGAAAUAAUGCGCACGUGGAACUUGAUUUGCCUCUGUCAGUUACAAUUUUCCGUGGGCUCUGGUCGUCCACCGAUUAUAUCCAGCCAGUACUUUGACGAAUGUACCAACGUUCUCGAUUUUCCGUCAUACAAUGCACGCGACGAGCUUGUAUUGGCUGGAGUCAGGUUAUACCGACUCCUUUGGGAAAUCCUAAGCUCAAACGUGAUACAAAGGGGAAGUGCUGUUUGGCCUGAAAUCGACAACUUGCGAAAGACCCAGGAGAAUAUUUACAAGCUUGAUUCCUCGCAACCAUUACGGUUUGCAUACGCCUGCACGUACCUGAUUCUGGCACGUCGCACACUCCAACAUACGAGCGAAACUCAACCUGAAGGAAUGACCAACUCCAGGAUAACACAAGAGGAACCAACGCUCCCGUUAAUUCGGUUCGCGAUUAGCCAGUCGCUUCAACUCUUGAAUUUAUUUGUCUCCAUGUCGGAUUUGACCACUUAUAUCCAUCCUGCUUACGAGAAUGUGCUUUGUUCCUUUGCAAUGGUGACACUAGCUGAGUUUUUGGUCCAUUUAGAGGACGUGGGAAGUAUAAUUGUUCUCAUGGAACAGGCCGUCUCUCAUAUUCAAUGUGGAGGCAAAGCCGAGCCGGUGAGCCGGUGGUCUCUGAACAUCAUGAAGCAACAUGUCGCAGAUAGGAUUGAGCAAGAAGAUUGUGUGACUUCGACGGGAGAGAAUGGCACAGGGAUUUAUAUGCCGCAGUCAGUUCAAAAUGCUACUGAGCCCUGGGUUUGCAACGAAUGGGGCAUCGAGCAG
Penicillium psychrosexuale is the source of this 1446-nucleotide messenger RNA. RefSeq names its product fungal specific transcription factor domain-containing protein. The annotation marks the transcript as partial. NCBI's taxonomy places the organism in Eukaryota, Fungi, Ascomycota, Eurotiomycetes, Eurotiales, Aspergillaceae. Gene Ontology annotation, molecular function: transcription cis-regulatory region binding; DNA-binding transcription factor activity, RNA polymerase II-specific. The record is from RefSeq and is a predicted model, not a curated record. The transcript is spliced from 6 exons. Gene Ontology annotation, biological process: regulation of DNA-templated transcription. Gene Ontology annotation, cellular component: nucleus.